Messenger RNA from Rotaria sp. Silwood2, 1893 nucleotides. NCBI's taxonomy places the organism in Eukaryota, Metazoa, Rotifera, Eurotatoria, Philodinida, Philodinidae. The record is from the annotation of a GenBank genome assembly.
AUGACUUUUCAUAUAUAUCUUGUAGCAGGUUAUACUUAUGAAUUAAAUACAGAAAAUAUGAAGAAAAUUCCAUCAUUAAUUUUGAAUAAUUCUGUAUAUAUGAAACAAUUUUAUGAUCCUAUUCGGCAAGUUUAUUGUAUUUCACGUAAUCGUGCUUUUUUUGAAAUACUUGUUUUCUAUAUUAAUCAUGGAAUUUUAUCGAGACCUAUUGAUAUACCACUUUUUUUAUCAAAAUUAAAAGAAACUUAUGAUAUUCCUCAAAUAUCAGAUACAACUGAAAUUCGUUAUUUACCUCGAUCAUCAAUAAAAAAAAUUCUUUGGCGUUCAAUGGAAUAUAAUGAAACUUUAUUUGGUCCAUUAUAUCGGUUUAUUUUUGGUUUAAUAUGUAUAUGUUCAAUAUUUUUAUUCAUGUAUGAAAUAGUUGUAACAAGAAAUGAAAAUUUUCUUGAAUUUAUUGAAAAAUAUCGUGGUUAUUUUCAAAAUAUAAUACAUCCUGUUAAUGUAACUGUACAUGUUAUUGAUUAUCGUCCUCAUAUAAAAUGUUUAGCAUUUUCAAUUGAAAUUAUAUUUAUUUUUCUUUGGACUAUUGAAUUAUUUUUACGCAUAUUUUCUGCACCAAGUUUAUAUCUUUGUAUAAAAUCAAUUUUUUUCUGGGUUGAUAUAAUUAAUUUAUUGAAUACAAUUCUUUAUGGAAUAUUUAGUUUAAUAUAUAAUCGUCAAAAAGAUCUUUUAACUAAUCAUAUUAAGUCAAUGACAUUAAUUUUUCAAUUAAUUGAUAUUUUUAAAACAUUAAGAAUGUUGAAACUUGGUAGAUAUCAUAAAUCAAUAAAACUUAUUCUUGAAUCUCUUGGAGAAGCUUCAAUGGAUUUUUUAGCAUUUAGUAUUGUUUUAAUAGGUAAUAGUUGUGUAUUUGGUGCAAUUAUCUAUGCAAUUGAACGAACAACAAAUCCAUCAUCAACUAUACUUUUUCCAAAUGUUGGAAAUAGUGUUUAUUAUACAUUAUUAGCUAUUACAAAUGUUGGUUUUGAAGGCUUUUUACCGUCAACUUAUUUAGGAAAAUGGAUUGCUUGUGCAGCAAUUACUAUUGGUAUAUUAACAAUUAAUAUAGCAUUACCAUUGAUUUUAUCACCAUAUACACGACAAUUACUUAUCAAAAAUAAACAUAUCAUUUAUCGAAAUGAUUUAGGAUUGGAAAUUCCAAAUGAUAAUCCAGAUUCUCAAUCACAUAUACAAAAAUGUUGGCAAUCAUCCGUUUCUUCUUCAAAUGAUUUAAUUAAACCUUAUUUGACUGAUCCUUCAUUUCUACAUGAACUUGAUUGGUUAUUUGAUACAUCUGAAAGCAAAUCUUCAACAUCACAAUCAAAAGAAACUAAUUCUCCACAUGCUGAUCCACAACUUGUUAAAUUAUUCAAAUCUUUUAAUGAUCAAAAUACAACAGUAACUGAUCCAAAAAUAAUAACAUAUAUUCGCGAGCAUAUGGAUCCAAAUGAAAAAUUUUAUAUUCGAAAUAUUGUUUUAUCUUAUUUGGAGGCAUGUUUAAUUAAUCGUGGCACACAAAAGAAAAUUCAAGAAGAUAUUGCAAAAAAACGAAUGACUGUACUUAAUGCUAUUAUUGAACAUAAACCAGAAGCAGAAAUUCAAGCUGUCUAUGCUAUUCAAAAUUUUGUUAAUAAACUUGAACAUCCACCAAGAAUUGCUCGACUACUAUUCGAUAUAUUCUAUGAUGAAGAAUGUGUAAGUGAAUAUGCAUUUUUUGAGUGGCUUCAACAUCCAGAUCAAUCUGAAACUGAAGGGCAUGCUGUUGUUGAAAAGUCAACAGAAGAUUUUUUUACUGGGUUACAACAAGCUGAAACAGAAGUGGAAGAAGGCGAAGAAAAAGAAGAAGAAAAUUAA